AGCAAUGUCCCACGCUCUCAUCCUUUUGUAUGCCAAAAAAACAGAAGCUGCAAACAUUUCCUCUGCAGCUGCAAGGCGCGCAGACAGCUCAGUAUUGAUCAACCCAGCCUAGUCCCGAGAGACAGCGACGCUCCAGAGAAGAAACAGCGGGAUGGAGCCGGACCUUCUCUUGUGGAUGAUGAUGUUGAACUUCAUGGGACGCGCAGCAGCGGAUCCCAUCCAGUACAGCAGAGCGGUGGACUGGCUGAGCAGAUAUGGCUACCUUCCUCCUCCAGACCCACGCACCAGCAAACUGCAGACCAAAGAGGGCAUUGAACAAGCAAUCCGUGUCAUGCAAAGAUUUGGAGGGAUCCAGGAAACCGGCUUGAUGGACAGCGAAACGUUGAAGCUCAUGUCUACACCACGAUGUUCGCUCCCAGAUAUUGUCGGAGGCGAGGACAUGAGGAGAAGAAAGAGGCGCAGGAAGAGAUACGCUCUAUCAGGCCUUAAAUGGCACAAGACAGACCUCACAUGGAGCAUUCACAGCUACCCAACGUACUCCUCAGUUUUGCCCAUGGAGGUGAAUACUCUCCUGACCUAUGCCUUGAAAGCUUGGAGUGAUGCUGCUCCGCUGAACUUCCAACAGCUGCAGACUGACAGCAGUCGGAGCUCAGCUGAUGGGGACAUCAGAGUGUCUUUUGACAGCUUGCUUCAUAAUGAUGGCUACCCUUUCGAUGGGCGCGGUGGCACCCUGGCCCAUGCCUUCUUUCCUGGCAUGGAUGAAGUCUCUGGUGACACACAUUUUGAUAACCAAGAGAUCUGGGCCUAUGGAGGUGGCGACAGCACCACAGACUUAUUCACAGUAGCGGUGCAUGAGUUCGGCCAUGCUCUUGGCCUCUCUCAUUCCUCCUCUGAUCCGUCCAUCAUGAGGCCAUAUUACCAGGGACCUGUGGGAGAUGCUUCCCAAUUCAAACUGGAAUUGGACGACAGGCUGGCCAUCCAGCAGCUGUACGGUGCGAGAGACAAUGCACAACCACGUCCUGACCCACCACUCUUUCCAAGUCUUCCUCCACCGAGACCAACAAAGCAUUCUGAGCCGUCAUUUAAUGAGCGAUGUCAGGGAGGCUUUGAUGCAGUAGCAAACAUCAGAGGAGAGGUCUUCUUUUUUAGAGGCUCACAUUUCUGGAGAACUAAGCAAGAUGGCUCUUUGGUGUCCUUAAGGCCGGCUCUGAUCACAAACUUUUGGAUGGGCCUUCCAACAGGAACAAACAAGGUUGACGCCGUUUAUGAAAGAAAGAGCGACAGCAGAAUCAUCUUCUUUAUUGGCUCUCAGUACUGGGUCUUCAAAGACACAAAGGCCAUGGGUGGUUACCCUCGGCCCCUCUCUGAUUGGAAAAUGAGGACGCAGAGCGGUGCCGUGGUGGACAGGGUGGACGCAGCCUUCAUUUGGGCCCACAAUGGCAAGACAUACCUGUUCAGUGGGGGGCAGUUUUGGAGGUUUGAUGAAAGCCAAAAUGGCGAGCAGGUGAUCAAGGAGCCAGAUUCAAACUACCCACGGGCCAAUGACCUCUGGGCGGGAAUGCCAACCCACAUAGAUGACAUCAUCACCUGGGGUGAAGGAGAUGCCUACUUCUUCAAGGACAAUUUCUACUGGGUGCUCAAGAAUGGAGGAAUAAACCAGGAAUAUGUCUCUCCAAAGUCCACUGCGAUAGAUUGGCUCCGGUGUCCAGCUCCUCGUCCAACGUCGAGACCGCAGAUUCCUGGAGAUCCAAACGAAUGUGAAUGUCCCUUCAACAGAUCGUCUGUGUCACUGAGAAACAACUGUCUGAUCCUGAUUGCUGUCAUACUGAUAAUUAAUGGGUUGAUUUCUGUAAAUGAUUAGUGAUGUGUGAUAAAUUUGAGAGGCUGUUUUGUUCGCACUGGUUAAUAAAGAGACCCUUACAUGCU
Girardinichthys multiradiatus is the source of this 1926-nucleotide messenger RNA. It is a transcript of the gene mmp25b, whose product is annotated as matrix metallopeptidase 25b. Gene Ontology annotation, molecular function: metalloendopeptidase activity; zinc ion binding. NCBI's taxonomy places the organism in Eukaryota, Metazoa, Chordata, Actinopteri, Cyprinodontiformes, Goodeidae. Gene Ontology annotation, biological process: extracellular matrix organization; collagen catabolic process; proteolysis. The transcript is spliced from 11 exons. The record is from RefSeq and is a predicted model, not a curated record. Gene Ontology annotation, cellular component: extracellular matrix. Bases 152 to 1861 code for a protein of 569 amino acids.